UGUAAAAAUAAUCAUCCAUAAUUAAUUACAAAAUUUACAAUAAAAGAAAAGUUAACAUCUUUGUUAUUGUGAUGAAAAUAAAGUAAAACAUUGUUUUCUUCAAUGGAAAAAGUACUUUUCGUUUUUCUACACAGAAAUUGACCGACAUCUUUCCAGAAUCUUUUGACAAGAUGACAAUUCCAAAAUAGGUGGGAUAAUGGGUAGAGGAAGGUGUAGGUUUUUGUGGGACUCCAAAUAAAUACAAUAAACGGUGUGUAAAAGUCGCAUGCAGCUCUCGCGAGACAUUCGACAACUGGCGGGUUACCUUCGAGACUUGAAGCGUUUUCUAAUCCUAACCGAUAUCUGAUUGGACGAUUCAGUACUAUACAUCAGGAAAACGCUACCUUAUUGGUCGGAGAAACUAUAACCCUUCCCCGAAACCUUACCCUAACCAAUCAGGUUUUCUGAUAGCUUUCCUCAUAAAUAUGAAUGAGCCUUCCCUAGCCAUCUUACGUAUCGGAAAUGCCGCACCGCCGCCAUUUAUUCACCACCGCCAUUUUACAGCAACCAUACAAACACAGGUUAGAUUACGAAGAUGACGGCUCAAAUGGAAAACCAACUGUGCAAGCUCUUUGUCGGCGGACUUAACGUGCAGACCACCGACGAUGGGCUACGCCAACAUUUCGAGCAGUACGGGCAGCUUACGGAUUGCGUGGUGGUGCAGAACCAGCAGCUGAAGCGCUCGCGUUGUUUCGGUUUCGUCACCUACUCGAGUCCGGAGGAGGCGGACGCGGCCAUGGCGGCCCGUCCUCAUAUACUGGACGGGAACAACGUCGAGCUGAAGAGAGCCGUGGCACGCGAAGAUGCGGGUAAGCCCGAAGCCCUCGCUAAGGUGAAGAAGAUAUUCAUCGGCGGACUGAAAGACGACAUCGAGGAAGAUCACCUCCGCGACUGCUUCUGCCAGUUCGGCGCGGUGGAGAAAGCUGAGGUGAUCACGGACAAAGAGACCGGAAAAAAGCGGGGCUUCGGCUUCGUGUAUUUCGAGGACAACGAUUCGGCCGACAAAGCUGUGGUACUGAAGUAUCACGUUAUUAAUGGACAUAAAGUGGAGGUGAAGAAGGCCCUGACCAAGCAAGAGAUGCAGGCUGCCGGUAGUCGUGGUGGCCGCGGAGGCCGAGGUGGCGGACGGGGGAUGGGGAGACCGCAGAACGGCUACGGCGGACGAGGCGGUGGAUACGGCAACUACGGAGGUGGCUACGGGGGGAAUGACGGCUACGGCGGAGGCUAUGGAGGCGGAUACGGUGGCGGGUAUGGGGGAGGCUACGGGGACCAAAUGGAGGGCUACGGCGGUGGUAACGGCUACAAUGACUUUGGCAGCGGCUAUGGACAGCAGUCCUCUGGCUAUGGCCCAAUGAAAGGUAAUUACUCGGGCAGAAGCAACGCUCCUUACUCCCGAGGUGGUGGUGGUGGGUACGGCAGGGGGGGUUACGGAGGCUCAUAUUAAGAGCGUUUAUUAGAUAUUAAGUCUGAUAUUAAGAGUAGCCCCUUCCCCAGCCCACAUCACAAUUCUGACCACACAUUAUCCUCAGCCAAGUAGCCAGAUUGAGCCAUUUUAAUGUGGCUUGGCCUUGACUGACACACCGAAGCUUCAAUUCAUGCAGGAGCUCAUAACUAAAUCAAGCCUAGCAGAUCAUAGGUAGGGGGUUGCCUAUCCAACGUUUCUCUACUACUACUACAACACAUCCUUUUGCUCUAAGGCACUCGUCUUUUCCCUAAAGUACUAGGGAGAUUUUUCUCAAGACAUAAGACUACUGCUCUGGAUCUCUACGUAUUAUCAGACUGACCAGCGGUGGCGGCCUGUUUGCAAAACUGUUUCUUCCACGUUUUUGUGCAUUGGAAUUAAGUUAAGAUUAGUCCUUUUGCUUGUUAGUGUAGGCAUGUGUUUUUCUCCUAUUAGCACAUGUAUUGUAUCUUUGUCUUUUUUUUUUUUUUUCUCCUUCUGUUCAAAGACGUAUUCAAAUCUGCCUUUGAUUAGAGCCAAUCACAGUUAACCCCUGUAGCGAUUCAGUCUUUUAUUGGCUGGCAGCAGGCUCUUGCAGAUCACAUGACCUGCUGGUAAAUUCUGCUGGUAGUCAGGAAAAGCUUGGACUUUUAAGGUCGUGUCAAGAAGGGAUCCGUCUUUUGUCAAUCUCGCGAGAUUAUACACGGCGUUUGAAGUCGCACCGUAACAAUGAGCGCUAGUAAAAUAUUAUUUUAAACUGUCUGUUUUGAUAAAUAGUCAUUCUUGAUGAUCAAUUCAAGCUCUAAGAUAAAUAUUUCACAUAAUAUAUUUGAUAACUUCAUCUCUAUGUGUGCAGCUGUCGGUCAUGCGAUAUUGUAAGUCAGCGGAGAAGUACAUCAAUCAGCGCCGGUAGUAGGAGUCUAGUGGUAACUAAUUCGCCCCGUGCAUAGGAGGCGUAUGGUUCUGAUCCGCCCAUAGACUGUUAAUUAAAAUAUAAAACUAAGAUUGCAUCCACACCUCAGUGGAUGUAUAUCUUGAGUGGGGACACAUUUGUUUGCAUUUUCUAUGGCAUUCGACUGGAAAAUAGCGCGAGCUGCGACACUCGCAGCAGCGAGGAGCGCUCGCCGCCCAUAAUCGAUUCCUCAAGUUCAUUCACUGCGGCACAAAUGUUGCCUUAAUGCUGUAUAAUGAAGAUUUAAAAGCAGUUCAUGAGCAUGCCGUUGUUAUUUUGCUUGCCAUCUUGACUGAUCUUUAACUUUAUAUGUCGUUCUUUUGAUAAACAUAGCUAACCGAUGAACUGCGCAUGUGCGAGAAGAGGGCUCCCUUCUAGACACGCCCUUUGUUUAAUUAGGCUCGCUGGCAACAAGAAGCGACAAGGUUUCUGUUCGUCCUGACAUAAGAAUAUUGGAAUAACAUAUUUCUGUUACGUGUCCGUGAAAACGAAGCAAGUUUAAAAGGACUAGUUUAACAUUUAAGUGUUAAGGCUCACAAAAAAAAAACAAAAAAAAACGAAAUAUCCGUUAUAGUGACUAGCGUGUAACUCCCAAUUAGUAUUAUUUGUUUAAUAGUUCAGACUUCAUUAUGAAAAUAUUGUCAUUGCUAUUACAGUGAACUUUUUACUCGGAACUCUUAAAGGAAUAGUUCACCCAAAAAUGAAUAUGCUCUCACCAUUAACUCACUCUCAAGCUAUCCCAUAUGUGUAUGAUUUUUCUAAAAAUUUCUCAGAUCUGUAGGUCCAUUCAGUGCAAGUGAAUGGUGGCCAGAACUUUUAAAGCUCUAAAAAGCAUAAAGGCAGCAUAAAAGUAAUCCAUACGACUCCAGUGGUAAAAUCCAUGUCUUUUAGAAGCGACAUAAGUGUGGGUGAGAAACGGACCAAUAUUUAAGUCCUUUUUUUUUUUUUACUAUAAAUGUCCACUUAAGCAAUUGUUCUUUUUCACUUCUGAAGACAUAGAUUUAACCACUGGAGUCAUAUGGACUACCUUUUAGAGUUCACUUGCAUUAAACUGACCUACAGAACUGAGAGAUUUUUCUAAAAAUAUUUUUGUGUUCAGUAUAAAAAAAGAAAGUCAUACACAUCUGGUAUGGCAUGAGGGUGGGUAAAUGAGGAUUUUUAUUUUUGGGUGAACUAUUCCUUAAUACAGCCUUGUUGUUUUAGUUUUAUCAUUUAGUAGAAGAAUUAAAUGCAAUUGUCUCAUUGUAUUACUGCUUUAACGGAAUAACCUAUUGAAUAUUGUUUAUUUCAGAUACAACUGAACUGUAUGUAUUUCUAUUAAUAAAAGUUAUUACUCCGUAGCCAUUAUGGUUUAUGACCAGCUGCGCUUUAUUGGGUGGUUUUGACGUAUAUGGAGGCUCGUUUAGUGAUUGUUUGGCCAUCUAGGUAAGACUAAAAUUGGAGGCACAACAAGCACGGUUCAAGUGCAACAUUUUAACAAUAUUUAUUUGCAUCAGACGUGUGGGGAUGUUUAAUAUUUUCCCAACCAUGCAAGAUAUGUUGUCUUUAUUCUUAAAAUAUGUUUAGAGCUUUGUUCCAAUACUUUUAGUGAUCAAAUAAGAUGGAUCUAUACCUUAGCUGUGUCCACUACUACGUCAUUGGAUUCUCCAGGGGUACUCCAGAGAUGUAGAAACCCAGCUGAAAAUCCAUAGGAUAAUCGCACCAGGUUUCCAGGUUUGUAGAAAUACUUUAUACACAAGACAUUACAUCGGGUGUGUCUUAAACAUGCUUUGGAUCCACCUGGAACAAACUCCUUAAAUCAGGUAUUUGUGAGUCGACAGUGUAAAGCGUGCAUGCAACCUUAUUUCAGCAUUUCCUAAUACCAGCUUAGCGUUAAUUGGCGGUGAUCAUGUAAAAUAGGGGAAAAUUGGAAAUUAGAACAUGUUCUGUAGUUCAAUGUGUGUGAAGCUGUGGUGAUAGUGGUCUAUGUAGUUAUGUCUUAAUCCAGUAUUUUAGACAAUUUUCAGUUUAAGGUCAAACCGGAGAAUGGUGCUUAUAAAUCCUGUAUACUUGAUGCAUUAGUUCCAGAUAUUAAUGACAUCAAAUGCAAAGGAGAUCAGCAUGUAUUAAGCAAGGUUUGUGCUUUCCGUUAUUUACUUUACAUCUUAUCAAUCCCUUCCCCUCCUCAUCAUGGUGUUUUGCUCGUGUUUUGUCCUACAUUUCUGACACGCUAAGAGAACAGUGGGUGGUUUGUUUGAUAAUUCAGUGAGUCUAGUGAAAGAUGCAACUGUAAACCGCUUCCUUGGUAUGUAAAUUUGUGUUAAAGAACACAUCUACAUAAACCUUUCUUUGAGUCAGCCUUUCUUACAGGCAGUCACAAAUGUGUAACUAAUGGGCUGUAUCUAGACUGGCAGUAGAUAUGUUUCAAGAAACCAUCUUUUGUUGACUUGACACUUAAACGCAUCUCCAUCUGUCUUCUUUUUCCACAGAGCUGACACAAUGGAAGUAUUUCAAUAAAAUCUCACUUCAUAAGGGCUGCUGCUUGAGCUUCUGCUGCAACUGACAAUGCAGUUUAACUGUUGCUCUGAUAAAUGAAGUGAGAACUCCAUCAGUGAGUCUGAGAUUGCAUAUGGAACACACAUGCUAGCUUCCUGGGGAUCUCCAAGAGGCAAGAUGCCUUUGAGCUGGUGCCAAAAUAGGAUGCCUGGAUGAGGGUCCAUUGGCUGGAACAAGCGUGGAAUGCCGCGGAGUGAAUGGACUCAUUUCGCUAGUGCACAAGAAUAAAUCUGUUGAGUGUUGUUCAAUAAAAUAAAUAAAUAAAAAUUA
This is a messenger RNA of Myxocyprinus asiaticus (Chinese sucker), 5237 nucleotides long. RefSeq names its product heterogeneous nuclear ribonucleoprotein A0a (gene hnrnpa0a). Gene Ontology annotation, molecular function: RNA binding. Lineage: Eukaryota; Metazoa; Chordata; Actinopteri; Cypriniformes; Catostomidae. The record is from RefSeq and is a predicted model, not a curated record. The transcript is spliced from 3 exons. Bases 575 to 1483 code for a protein of 302 amino acids.